AUGUGUUUGCAGCUGAGCGUCACGUAUACGGAUCCGACUCGUGGUAGCAUGGUGGUUACACGACGUCGCGCCAACGGCCACCUGGAUGUUCGCGUUGUUUACAAUCGUGAAUUCAUUGUGGCAGCAGCGGCCAGUCCGCUUGCAGUGUUACCGCCAGCGAAUUUCCGAGAAAUGGUACUCGAGAUGACCGAUGUUGUUGCCAAAUUUCCAACAAGCUUCUACAACAACAUUCAGCAAAAUGAUGUCGCCAGUUCACACAGUUUCACAAAAACAGUGAAGUACGGCAAGAAUUUCUGA
Messenger RNA from Gongylonema pulchrum, 297 nucleotides. The record is from the annotation of a GenBank genome assembly. NCBI's taxonomy places the organism in Eukaryota, Metazoa, Nematoda, Chromadorea, Rhabditida, Gongylonematidae.